Molecule: messenger RNA, 2600 nt
Organism: Glossina fuscipes
Lineage: Eukaryota; Metazoa; Arthropoda; Insecta; Diptera; Glossinidae
Exons: 1
Coding region: 327-2324 (665 amino acids)
Source: RefSeq, a predicted model, not a curated record
UAGCGGAAGCAAUACUUAUGAUAUGGCGAAGCAUUCACUAACACCAAUAAGUGUAAGAAUCUAAUGCUAACCAACGUCAUGAAUUAAUUGUCAAAGAUAUUAACGUCCAGAAAACGAACAUUGUGUUCACCCUGUGCUUUUUCUAUAACGCCUCGAAAAGUCUGAUGUUGACUCGUUGAAUAUUCACGAAGGAGAAGCCGAACUGUUCUAAUCAAAGGAAGAAAGUGUUUUACGUCCAUGCGUUUGCCUGAAGUAUAAAAAAAAGGGAAAACUCCUUUUUCAUAAUUAUAUUAAAACUAAACGUUAAAAGUAAAUCAGAUUGAAAAAUGAAGUUACCACAAAAACGUCAAAUAUUCGCCGCAGUAACAUUAUGUCUUGCGACAUUCUUAUCGGCACCCAUGCAAAGUUGCGCUUUAAUUGAUGACGUCCUAGAUGUUUUUCAGGUAACUAAAACAAUAACAGUAAAUGUUUUGAAAGCCUGGCAUAUAGUAGAAGAUGUAGUAGAAGAUGAGGCUACCGCUCAGGGUUUAAAUUUUCCUUUGGCUAAAGAUAAGCACCAAAAAGUGCUCACACGCCUAAAGGAGGUUAGCAAGCAAAUUGCACAAAUUGAAGACCAGCACACUGAACAAAUCGCCGUGGCAGUGGAUUCGAUUAAUAAUUAUAUUGAAAGUAAUUUAAAAUUGUUGCACAAACGUAACGAAAUCGAGGACAUUAUUAAUCAAAUCUCGUCACGAUUUAAACAAAUGCAGACAUACGAAGCUUAUCAGGACAAAUUGGAAACAGGAACGUUAUUGGACUUCGCCGAGUGGACAGUAUCGCCAAGCGCCUAUUCGGCUUAUAACCUAAUGGGUCGAUUAUCUUUGAUUAUGUUUGGGGCCGAAGAAAAAAUCGCUUCGGUCAACAUAUUCGAUUUAUUAAUGCAAGGCUAUGAGCAAUCAAAAGGAGAACGAUGUAAUGGUCGACAGUCGACGCAACAAUUCUUAUAUUUCUUAUAUUCGGAUAUUGCUUUAACCGAACUUAAAAGUUAUACGAUGAUGCAAUUCUCUUGGAUGAUCUUGCGUAUUUAUGGCAAAGGUAACUAUACCCAAGAAUCGACACUUAUGAGACAAGAGUAUGGACGACGUAACGAGAAAACUGUGCGUUUGUUGCGUAAAACAAUGGAUAGCGCUGAUCGUAGUGUUUGGCGUUGCGACCCUGCCGUCUACAAGUUAGGUGAAACCUAUGAGGAAAUCACACGUUUAAUUCAAGGUUAUAUUGAGAAUGAAGUUGACAUGAAUGAUAACCGGGAGUGUUGGUACACGUGCAACGACUACACAUAUGCUAAAAAUGUUGAGAAAAAAUCAUUCGCUCGCCAAGAACCGUGUACAGGCUAUUUGCGCACAUGCCGUUACGUUGAUUCUCACAUGUCCGUAUGUACAUCGGCUGAGAAUAGCGCAAGACGUUAUGAGUAUAUUCAAUAUGAUAAUGGUAUUACAUUCGGGGAAGAAAGAAAAUGUGCCCGCGAUACUCAGCAAGUGAAUUCUUGGUGGCGAUAUUUAUUUUGGCAUUGCAGUUACUGUUUUUGCUAUUGCGAUGACAUCUACAGUACAAAAACUGAUCGGUACUUCAAUUUACGCGAAACUCGAUCUGACGUGGCGUCCAACAGAGUAGUAACAGGUUUACGUUUUACAAAAAAAAAUCGUAUAUUUCAUUUGCAAAUACAAGAUGGUGAACUUCUACCUCGAGGUAAUAUCAACAGAACUUCUUUAGCAUGGAAGCCUGUCGAAAAUUACACCCUCCAUGACGAAAAUGUUCAUAAUAAUCGAGAUUAUUAUACACUAAGUUAUAGCGCGCGUUCCAUUGAUUUAGACGAUGUUCAAACCGACGACAAUACUUUUACAGUAACUGGUGUACGUUUUCGAGUGAUAAGUUCACAUAUAAAUUUGGAAGUAUGCUUAACGGAAUUUAAUUUUGAAACUGGGAAACUGGUGCAUCCCGAGAACAAUAGUUUUUGGAAAUCAAACGACAACACCGAUGUUAGUGGAAAUCGACGAGCUGCCAUAAUUCUAGAUGAACCAGAUAUGCCUACACGUACAAAGGCUAAGUCAAUCCCAGACUCACGGCAUAAUCAAUAUAUUGAAUUUAGCCCAUCAAGCAUGCGUAAAGAUGCCGGGCAAUCGACAGUGCCUUUUAUCGACAUACAAGAUGUCACAUCAAAUCCUCCGGUACCCUUGGCUGGCAUUGGUAUCUAUCAUAAGGGACGUCCUGGCUUUGGUGGUUUCUUGGGUCCUAAACUAUUCACUUAUGAUAUUGCCCCGCACUUUCAAUCGCUUCGUAACAAUUAAAUAAUUAUCUAUCAUAUCUGAGAAUUGCUUUAUUAUAUCGUAUUGAAUCGUAUAUAGCGUAAGCCAUUAGAAACUAUCUAUCUGCUUUUUUUGAAAUUAAUUAUACAGACUUAGCCGAUCUUUAGUGACAAAUAUUUGACUAGUAAACUCAAAACCAUCACAUUUAGAUAUGUAGAAGUAAAUCAAUAUUUUAUAAUGUAUUUUAAAAAACAAUAAAAAAUUAUUAACUAAAUAUCGCCUGUGCCUAAUUAUUACAGGAAAUGAGGCAUUUCAUUA